AUGUUACGUAUAAAUGGUUCAAAUCAAUAUAUAAGUUCUGAACAGGUCGACCAGAUGGUUCCGAUAUUAGACCAAUUUUGGAAUAGCUCGAUAUCUUGGACAGAGGAGAAAGGUAGUUGGGUAGAAUUGAGUUUCACAGGCAGCGAUAUUUGGACAUACGGUAUGAUAGGUCCUUCAUACAGUUCAAUCGAAUUUAUAUUAGAUGAUCAAACAUUUGGGACAUUCACUCAAGAACAAGGGGAUUUGGAUUAUCAUCAUCUACUGUUCGAACAGCAUAAUCUGGUAGAUACAGAUCAUACAUUGAGAUUAGUGAAUGUUGAAGGAGAAGGAAAGAGGAUGGGUUUUGAUUAUGCUAUUAUACAGAGUGAGAAGAUGUUUAACGAUACGAGUUCACUUUCGGCUCCAACAUCUACAACCAUUUCAUCAUCAUCAUCAUCAUCGUCCGAGGAUCCAUCUCCCGUCCCAUCUGUAAAUGCAACGCAAGGCCAGACUAUCAUUGCAUCAUUAAGCAAUACACCAGCACUAGCCGCUCAAAUCACCUCUCUUUCCUUCUGCAAUCAGAUCAAUGCCACUCUCGCCACAUCACCUGAAUCUGCUCAAGCAGCCGCAACCUCUUCAUCAGCAGCAGCGGCCUUAGCAGCUCUUCCUACACAAUACAGUCUAACUCAACUGUCAUCGCUGAAGGAAGUAUAUCAUUUCCAUUGGAAUCCCGCUGCAUACUUCGUCGUUAUCUUCUCUUCGAUAAUGGUAUUGGUUUUCGGAUGGUUCAUCAUCCAUACAUACCUAAAGUCAUGGGUCAAACGCAAUAGGAGUGGCACUGGCAACGACUUGGAAGCGGGAAACGGUAAUGAGAAUGGGAAUGGGAAGAUUCAGAGUUCAGGUGAAAGGGAUAUGAUGGAUACGAUGGCUUUGAGAAUUGGGAGUCCGAUAAACCCUAAAAAGAAUGGUCAACCGAAUUUUUAG
Messenger RNA from Kwoniella botswanensis, 963 nucleotides. RefSeq lists its product as uncharacterized. Bases 1 to 963 code for a protein of 320 amino acids. The transcript has 3 exons. Lineage: Eukaryota; Fungi; Basidiomycota; Tremellomycetes; Tremellales; Cryptococcaceae. The record is from RefSeq and is a predicted model, not a curated record.